This is a messenger RNA of Telopea speciosissima, 1267 nucleotides long. RefSeq names its product protein LOL2. Bases 124 to 411 code for a protein of 95 amino acids. The record is from RefSeq and is a predicted model, not a curated record. The transcript is spliced from 4 exons. NCBI's taxonomy places the organism in Eukaryota, Viridiplantae, Streptophyta, Magnoliopsida, Proteales, Proteaceae.
AUAGCAAUGAUGAAGGCCUCUGGACUGGGCAAUACUUGAUUGAGAGUCAUAUUGGAACAGUGCUGGAUGUAGAUGUUCAUGCAGGGCUCAUAGGGUAUAUGCAGAUUGGACAGGAGGUAGAAAAUGGGUCAAAUGGUUUGUGGAAGUUGUCGCCGUCUACUUUCUUAUCCACUAGGAGCCAGAUAUAUUAAAUGCUCUUCCUGUCAGACUGUCAACCUAGUGCUGGAAGAACAUCAGGUUGGACAGGUUAAAUGUGGGAAUUGUUCUGUGCUGCUGAUGUACCCGUAUGGAGCUCCAGCUGUCAGGUGUUCCUCUUGCAAUUUUGUGACAGAAAUUGGAGUGCACAACCAACGACCCCCACUUUCUGUACAACAGGGCCAGCCUCCCCCACCACCAACCCCCAUUCAGUAAGCACAUUUUUCAGUUGGUGAAAGAGCUGGAACCAAACCUGCUAGCUCAACUUUCAUGAGUUAUAUAUGCUUAAUCGUAGAAUCCGCCUAAUACUUCAUUAUCUUAGUGUACAUGCUUUCAUUAAAUAUUAGAGAAUAAAUUAUUGUACAGAGUCUCUGCAAUGUUUGUUCCAGUUAAAUUAGCAUAUGGGUGGAAGUAGUAAGGAAAGGUUGGUUGGCCUAUACGAUUUGGAUGGAGAUCCAGCGGCAUAGCAGAAGGGAAGUCAUGUAGAUUUAUCACUUGGAGGGCUUUGACUCUUUCCCUCCCUACCCAGGGUUUCUUGGAGGAACAUUAGAAUUUCAAACUGCUGCUUCUGUACUACUGUUGGAAUUCUGUGGAGGAUAUCGAUCACUUGUUCUUCACUUUUGCCUUCUUUCACUCAGUCUGGAGAGGUAUCCUUCAGAAGUGUUGGUCAUCUCACAGAGUAAUCCAGCCUUUCAACAGUGAGUGGAAAUGGGUUAAGAGGAACUUCAGUGUGAAAUCUGCCAGCAACUUGGUUGCGAAGUUAGCCUUUUGUGUGGUCAUCUAUCAUAAGUAGUUGGAAUAUGUUUGGAAUCCUUUUCAUCUGAUUCUGACUUAGUUACCUAGUGAAGUAUUUUUUUUUUCCUUUUUUUGAAAUCUUUAAUCAUGAGAUUGAUUGGAUAGAAUAACAGCAUUAAUGUGUUUUAUCUCAUCUACCUAAGUUAGAGAUCAUGAGAUCAGGAUCUUAACUUUGAAGUGUAGUAUAUGCGAUUUGGUGUAAGAGUUUUAUUUUACUUUUCAAGUUGUAUACAAAGAAAUUUGGAAAUAUUAGUUACUGGUAUCAAAUUUUUUACAA